AUGUAUCCUGAGCCCCGUGUGUGUGUUUCUCUCGUUCGCAGCUCUCUGUUCGGACGCCAGCGGCUGCGUGAAGAUGGCGCCAGCACGAAGGCCCUGCUCCUGAAGGCUGUUCGCUGCUACGAGUCUCUCAUCCUGAAAGCUGAAGGAAAAGUGGAUCCCGAGUUCUUCUGCCAGCUGGGUCAUUUCAACCUCUUACUGGAGGAGUAUCCGAAAGCAUUAUCGGCGUACCAGCGGUACUACAGUUUACAAUCAGACUACUGGAAGAAUGCUGCCUUUCUGUACGGCCUCGGGAUGCUUUACUUCCAUUACAAUGCGUUUCAGUGGGCGAUCAAGGCGUUUCAGGAGGUGCUGUACAUCGACCCCGGCUUCUCUCGCGCUAAAGAGAUUCAUCUGCGUCUCGGCCUGAUGUUCAAAGUCAACACAGACUACGAGUCCAGCUUAAAGCACUUUCAGCUGGCCCUCAUCGACUCCAAUCACUGCACUUUGUCCAAAGCGGAGAUUCAGUUUCACAUCGCGCAUUUAUACGAGAUCCAGAAGAGAUACCGUGCAGCCAAAGAGGCCUACGAGAGUCUCCUACAGACGGAGGACUUACCUGCGCAGGUGAAGGCGGCGACCUUACAGCAGCUGGGCUGGAUGCAUCAUACGGUCGAGCAGCUGGGAGACAAAGCUAAUAAGGACAGCUACGCCAUCCAGUGUCUCCAGAAAUCUCUGGAGGCCGAUCCGAACUCUGGCCAGUCCUGGUAUUUCCUCGGCAGGUGCUACUCCAGUAUUGGGAAGGUCCAGGAUGCGUUCAUCUCAUACAGACAGUCCAUAGAUAAAUCAGAGGCCAGCGCAGACACGUGGUGCUCGAUCGGCGUGCUGUAUCAGCAGCAGAAUCAGCCCAUGGACGCUCUGCAGGCGUAUAUCUGCGCCGUGCAGCUGGAUCACAGUCACGCCGCGGCCUGGAUGGACCUGGGCACGCUCUACGAGUCCUGCAACCAGCCGCAGGACGCCAUCAAGUGCUACGUCAACGCCACACGCAGCAAAGCCUGCAGCAACACACCUGCGCUGGCGGCCCGCAUCAGAUACCUGCAGGCUCAGUUCUGUAACCUCCAACACAAUAGUCUACAGAGUAAAAGUAAAAUGCUUCCUGGUAUUGAGGAAGCCUGGAGCCUCCCAAUCCCAGCAGAGCUAACGUCCAGACAGGGUGUCCAGAGCACAGGCCAGCAGGCGUGUAAAGCUCAGCCCGGGUCGUCAGGUGGGGCUCAUGGCUCCGGUCAGUCGCUGCCCCCCCACGUGAGUCCACUGGAUCAGGCUGAGGAUCAGUCCAGUCCAGCCAAGAAGAAGAGGACUGCCAGCCCAGCCAAGAGUUCUACAGAGUCUUGGACCCACAGUUCAGCACAGCCACCAGCUCCCAACUGGUACCCGUCUCCUCAGAAGCUGCAGUUGCUGGAGCAGUUGCGAGUCAACCGUGCGAGUCUGAAGCCGCUUCAGCUGCAGAUGUUGGAGCAGUUGGAGGCUCAGCUGUCAGCCAUGCACCAGCAACAGAUGAAGCAAAGCUCUUCUGGGCAAAUACGAGCCAGCCUCCCCAACGGCCCCUCACUGCCUGCUCACCCCGCUCCGCUGUUAGCCAACGGCCCGCAGCCCCCUUCAGUCGGCAAUAAUCACACGCCAGGAACCAGAACCAACGGAGACGUGCCUUACCUGCACCCCAACACACUACCUCACAACUGCACAAGCCCAGGAGACACAUGGAGGAGCCAGCGUCUCAACUCCACUCAGGGGCUUCAGAAAGGUCCGGGUUCGCAUUGGGCAGGUCCUAAUGGAGACCGGACUCUCUCUUCCAGUGCUUCAGCCGACGGCGGCCCUCACAAUCAGGUUGGACUUCCCGCCACGACCCCAUCGGAGCCAGCUGUCAAUCAUCUGUCCUCUCCUUCCUCCACGUCGUCCCCCGCUUCUUCCUCCUCGCAAACAGUUACCUCAGGUGCGCCCCACGGCACCGGCCCGACCAAAGAGAGCGCCGCCCUACAGGCCAACGGUUCCACUGCCGCUAACCACCACAGCCCCGACCGCUCCAGCGCCUCCUCGCCCGCCUCGUCCCCAUCGCCCCGCUGCGCCGCGCCGGCCGCCGUUAACGGGAGCGGAGGGGGAGCGUGUUCGGAGGACUCUCGGAGCCCGCUGAAGCUGGAGCCGCCGGAGCUCUGCAUCAAAGCAGCUUUCAAACAGUCUCGCUCGUCCUCCACCGUCUCCAUUUACCCCACAUCCACAGACGUCCUGAAGGCCUGCAGGAAUCUUGGGAAGAACGGUCUGUCGAGCAGCAGUAUCCUGCUGAACAAGUGUCCGCCGCCGCGGCUUCCUCCUCCUCCGUCACCGCCGCUCGCUAAAGACAAACUCAACCCGCCGACGCCGAGCAUCUAUUUGGAGAAUAAAAGAGACGCAUUCUUCCCGCCGCUGCACCAGUUCUGCACCAACCCCUCCAACCCUGUCACCGUCAUCCGCGGCCUAGCUGGAGCCCUCAAACUAGAUUUGGGCCUGUUCUCCACGAAGACACUAGUAGAGGCAAACCCGGAGCACCUGGUGGAGGUGCGGACGCAGCUGUGUCAGCCGGCCGAUGAGAACUGGGACGCCAGCGGUCUGAAGAAGCAGUGGCGCUGCGAGAGCAUCCGCUCCUACACCACCAUCUCCACAUACGCACAGUACCAGGCCUCGUCCUUCCAGGAGUCGCUGCGGGAAGAGAAUGAGAAGAAGGGCCAGAAGGAGCUGUCAGACUCUGAAGCGACGUCAUCAGAAACUGUUCCCAGGAGGCGGAAGGGUCCUUUCAAACAAGUCAAGUUUGGGACGAACAUUGACGUCUCCGAUGAAAAGAAGUGGAAGCUGCAGCUGCAGGAACUCAGUAAGCUGCCUGCGUUUGCGCGUGUGGUGUCUGCCGGGAACCUGCUGAGUCACGUGGGGCACAGCAUUCUGGGUAUGAACACGGUCCAGCUCUUCAUGAAAGUCCCAGGCAGCAGAACUCCAGGCCAUCAGGAGCAUAAUAACUUCUGCGCCGUCAACAUCAACAUCGGGCCGGGCGACUGCGAGUGGUUUGCCGUGCCGGAGCCGUACUGGGGCGUGAUGAGCGAGUUCUGUGAGAAGAACAACAUAAACUUCCUGAAGGGCUCGUGGUGGCCGAAUCUGGAGGAUCUGUACGAGGCUAACGUGCCGGUGUACCGCUUCAUCCAGCGGCCUGGAGAUCUGGUGUGGCUGAACACGGGGACGGUGCACUGGGGUCAGGCCAUCGGCUGGUGCAAUAACAUCUCGUGGAGCGUGGGCCCUCUUACCGCGUAUCAGUACAAGCUGGCCGUCGAACGUUACGAGUGGAACAAACUCCAGAGUGUCAAAUCUAUGGUUCCCAUGGUGCAUCUGUCCUGGAACAUGGCGAGGAACAUUAAAGUGUCCGACCACAAGCUGUUUGAGAUGAUCAAGUUCUGUCUGCUGCGGACGCUCAAGCAGUGUCAGACGAUUAAAGAGGCGCUGGUGUCUGCUGGGAAGGAGACGGUCUGGCACAGAAGAAGCCGAGAUGAGCCGGCUCAUUACUGCAGCAUCUGUGAGGUGGAGGUGUUUAACCUGCUCUUUGUGACGAGCCACAGUUACUCCAGGAAGUCCUGCGUGGUUCAGUGUCAGGAUUGCGCUCGGAAGGCCAGCAGCGAGCUCGACGGUUUCGUGGUGCUGCAGCAGUUCAGGAUGGAGGACCUCAUGCAGGUUUACGACCAGUUCUCAUUAGACCGUGGCGCUCGUCUCUCGCGUGGCUGGGGACCAUCGGAGAGCACGGGACCGUCGACUCAAGUGGCUGUGUGUGUCUAUGCAACCUGUUUAUAAACUGCAGCGUGUGACUGUGGCCUGCGGGGGGCGCUAGUGAGGAACUUCCCCUCUACACACCUCUUCCUGAACGGCCGCUCGCCUCUGCUUCACGUGAGAAAUUAAUCACAAAAACUGGGGAGGAAUUUAUGGGAAACUGGUUUUGUACAUAUUGUCUGUCACAACCGGCAUCGUCACUUACAGACUACUGACUUGAGACGUUCUUUUUGUAUUUUGUUAACAUGCUGAAACCUGAAAUCUCUUUCCUCGUGUCUCAAGGCUUCGCCUUCACGGAGCGCUAGCCUAGCUUUUUGUACGGUAGAUAGCGAUUUUACGACGACUUUGGAUGGCAAAAUCUACAAAAAAAAAAAAUAUUUGUAAUGUG
Messenger RNA from Sinocyclocheilus grahami, 4198 nucleotides. RefSeq names its product lysine-specific demethylase 6A-like. Gene Ontology annotation, biological process: heart development; regulation of gene expression. The transcript is spliced from 30 exons. The coding region runs from base 1 to 3834 and encodes 1277 amino acids. Gene Ontology annotation, molecular function: histone H3K27me2/H3K27me3 demethylase activity; chromatin DNA binding; protein binding. The record is from RefSeq and is a predicted model, not a curated record. Gene Ontology annotation, cellular component: MLL3/4 complex. NCBI's taxonomy places the organism in Eukaryota, Metazoa, Chordata, Actinopteri, Cypriniformes, Cyprinidae.